AUGCCACCAAAAGGUUUGAGAAUGCCCAUCAACACGCUCAAGGGCACCUGGACGCGUGUGCUUGAUACCGACCGACUUCGACGCUCAUCGCAAGUCGUGUCAGUUAUUGACAACAGAGUAUGCAUCUUUGGUGGCGAAGUACUGCCUCGUCAACCGGUAGACGACAAGAUUGACGUCUUGUCGCUGAAGCCUGUUGCCGAUGGCAAGAUGUACCUCUUUUCGGGGCGCGGAGGCACUGACAUGGCCCCCAUUGAAGAGGAGGGUGAUUUGUGGGCAUUCGACCCGAGAGGCUCAUCAUGGUCAAAGGUGAAGCCGGCAGACACUUCCAAGCCACACCCGCCAGCAAGAAGCUAUCACUGCUCGACUACUGACGGCAAGUCGGCUAUCUACAUUCAUGCCGGCUGCCCUGAGAAAGGUCGUUUGUCAGAUCUCUGGAGAUUCGAUCUCUCUGAGCGCACUUGGACGCAACUUUCCGACGCCCCGGGACCGCCACGAGGAGGCGCUUCAGUAGCAUAUAGCAACGGCAAGCUCUACAGGAUGAAUGGCUUCGACGGCGAAACCGAGCAGGGUGGUAGCGUCGACGUUUACGACAUUGUAGCCAACUCCUGGUCUAGCGAGCCAUUCAAGGCUGAUGGAAACGACGGACCCGAAGCGCGGAGUGUAUGUGUCCUGCUACCAGUACGGCUAGCGGCGAAGGACAAGAUCUUGACGCUUUUUGGCGAGCACGAUCCGUCAUCUCUAGGCCAUGCUGGCGCAGGCAAGAUGCUCAGCGAUGUUUGGAUCUACGACAUCAGCGAAAGGUGGUGGACACAACUACAUCCUGAAGGUCCAGAUGGUGUUCCUGAUCCGCGUGGCUGGUUCGAUGCAGACGUUGUGAAGAGUCCGGAAGGCAACGACAGGAUCGUCGUGCACGGUGGGUUAGGAGAGAACAAUGGGCGCCUCUCGGAUGUUUGGCUUCUAUCGUUCUAG
Molecule: messenger RNA, 969 nt
Organism: Parastagonospora nodorum SN15
Lineage: Eukaryota; Fungi; Ascomycota; Dothideomycetes; Pleosporales; Phaeosphaeriaceae
Exons: 2
Coding region: 1-969 (322 amino acids)
Molecular function (GO): protein binding
Source: RefSeq, a predicted model, not a curated record